GCUGCUGCUGCUGCUGCUGCUUUCGAUGUUCUGAGGCAGGAGGGAGGGGAGAGGUGGCGGCCGCUGGAGCUUCUCCCGUUUCCUUUCUCUCUCUCUCUUCUCUCUCUCUCUCCCUCUUCUAUCAUCUUGGCUCGGGGGUGGGGUGGGGUGGGGGAGCGCCUUCUCCGCCAUGGCCACCAGCACCACAGGCUCCACGCUGCUGCAGCCUCUCAGCAACGCCUUUCGGCUACCCAUAGACCAGGUCAACUUUGUAGUGUGCCAACUUUUUGCCUUGCUGGCUGCUCUGUGGUUUCGAACUUACCUUCAUUCAAGCAAAACUAGUCCGUUCAUAAGGCAUGUUGUUGCCACACUAUUGGGCCUUUAUCUUGCACUUUUUUGUUUUGGAUGGUAUGCCUUACAUUUUGUUAUACAAAGUGGAAUUUCAUACUAUAUCAUGAUCAUUAUAGGAGUGGAAAAUAUGCACAAAUAUUGUUUUGUUUUUGCUUUGGGAUACCUCACUGUGUGCCAAAUUUCUAGAGUUUAUAUAUUUGACUAUGGACAAUAUUCUGCUGAUUUUUCUGGCCCAAUGAUGAUAAUUACUCAGAAAAUUACAAGUUUGGCGUAUGAAAUUCAUGAUGGAAUGUUCCGAAAGGAGGAGGAACUGUCGCCAUCACAGCGUUGCUUAGCUGUGAGACGCAUGCCAAGUCUACUGGAAUAUUUAAGUUACAACUGUAAUUUCAUGGGUAUCCUGGCAGGCCCAUUAUGCUCUUAUAAAGACUAUAUUACUUUCAUUGAAGGCAGAUCAUAUCAGCUGACACAGUCGGAAGCAAAUGGGAAAGAAGAAAUAAAAUAUGAACAAACAGAUCCCUCCCCAAAUAUAGCUGUGGCGCAGAAACUUGUAGUGUGUGGACUAUCCUUAUUAUUUCAUAUGACUGUUAGCAAAACUUUCCCUGUAGAAUACAACAUUGAUGACCAAUUCAGAGCAACAGCAUCAUUUCCUACAAAGAUUAUCUACCUAUACCUGUCACUAAUGGCUGCCAGGCCGAAGUAUUAUUUUGCAUGGACUUUGGCAGAAGCAAUUAAUAAUGCAGCUGGAUUUGGCUUUAGAGGUUAUGAUAAAAAUGGAGUCCCACACUGGGAUUUGAUUUCAAAUCUACGAAUUCUACACAUAGAGUUUUCAACAAGUUUCAAGAUGUUUCUUGAUAACUGGAAUAUACAGACAGCACUUUGGCUCAAAAGAGUAUGCUAUGAGCGAGCCUCUUUCAGUCCAACAAUACAAACCUUUAUCUUAUCAGCCAUUUGGCAUGGGGUAUAUCCUGGAUAUUAUUUAACUUUUUUAACAGGGGUACUAAUGACACUUGCAGCACGAACAAUUAGAAAGAAUAUUAGAAAUUAUUUUCUUGAUUCUCCAGCCAUUAAAUUAUGUUACGAUAUCAUGACAUGGAUCACAACUCAAAUAGCAAUAAGUUACACAGUUGUGCCAUUUGUACUUCUCUCUAUAAAACCCUCCUACGUAUUUUAUAGUUCCUGGUAUUUCUCCCUCCAUAUUGCCUGCAUUUUAGUGCUGAUGUUUCCAGUGAAAAGAACUCAAAAAGGAAAUACAGAGCAAGAAAGCAUCCAGCCUUCAUGGUCCAAACAGCAAGAAGAAGGAAAAGAAAAAAGAAUUACAGGACAUAAUAGUUAUUCUGUGGCAAAUAGCUUCAAUGAAAGAAGAGACAUCACAUCCAGAAAUACAGCAACAAAACAAUGAUUACAGAUGCUAUAGAUGCUAUAUUUUAUAUUUUCAAGACCAUUUAUAGCACCUUUUAAAAGGGGGUUGUAUUUGUCUGAAAAGAUGGUUAGUAAGAAAAGAAUGCUAUAUCUCUAGGGAAUAUACUAGUAAGAUGAAAGCAAAGCUAAUUAACCACUCCCGUGCCAUGUUCCUAUGGAUCACGCCUUAUAUGGAAAUAUUACAAUUAUUUCAGUGGGCACUCAGGAUCAACAGCGUUUGUCAUCGGCGUGCCCCCUAUGCUGAAUGUACAUUGUAAAUCCCGAGGCACUAUGGGGGUGGGAAACCGUUGUCAAUCUGGAAUGCCAGAAGGAAAAAAAUCUUGCAUUGCCUUAAACCCUCUAUCUACUGAAAAGUAAUGUUUCUAAAUAGUAUUUUCAUGUUUAGUAUAAUAUAUUUAAAGUAUAAUUCAAAAGUAAGCUUUGGAUUCUGAGGGACAUAAUGAGAAAUGGAAACAGAAAAUCCCACUACCUGAAGUGAAAAGAAGAAAGAACAGCAAUAAGCACCUCACUAUCUGGAGAGUUUUCUUAGUAUAUCAGGUUUGUCCAGGAGAGAAUGGAAAGCAUUGUUAAUGCUAAACCAUAGUUGGUUUCUCUGAUUAAAAACAGUGGUUAAAGGAAAGCCCUCUGAAAACUUUUUUUAAAAUAUGAAAAGUCAUCCUUUCUAGAGCCAGAUAUUUUGAAUUUAAUUUUGCUCUUUGGAUGAGUAAUCUUUGCAAGCAACCUUCACAAAAUAUGCAUUAAAGCUGCAACUUUCCAAUGACAAUUCUCCUUCUAUUCCUAUAGAACUCACUCACCCGGGGGGGGGGGGGGCGGCACUAGUAAGGAUGGAUCAGAUAUAGAAUUAAUGUGAAAAGGUGCUUAAGAUGGCCACUUUAUCUUUUUUUUAUUAUUAAACAAACCUUUAAUUAUGAAUCUAUACAUAACCUUUAUUAACCUUUAUUAAAUACAUACAAAAAGUAUUUUUACAUAUUUUUUUAAAAAGAAGGAAACAGGUGUGUGUGUGGGGCUUCCCUUCCCUUCCAUCAAGUCCUCUUUGAUUGGGGUGCAGCUGGAGAAGAAACUUCACUUCUGACGUUUCUUCAGGGUGGGCUGGAUGUCUCGGGCUCCCCCUGAGGGUCCCGGGGGCGGGAAUGAGCUGGGAUGCUGCCCUGGGGGCUGCCAAGGCUUCGGCUCUAUUUUGUCUUCCAGGACCUGCUUGAGGGCUUCCAGCUCUUUGUAGUGUUCCUGAUUCCUCUCCAGCGCCUCUUUCAGCUUUUGGAGCUCUUUGUCCUGGAAUCAGAGGUGUUCCAAAAGCUGCUGCUUCCGUUCGGAAGGUUGAGGUUUCCAGCCCUUUUUCAGCUUCCUCCUUUUGCUGGAUUUGGCUGAGCAGGUAAAGAAUCCUGAUCCUCCUGCUCCACCUGGACCAGCUGCCUCUCCAGCUCGGCCUCCGCGUUGGCGGAAGAUGGCCACUUUAUCUUAUGGUUAAUAAUUCAGUUUAUAUUAAACAAAGAGUGAAAUUGUUAAAUUGGUACUGUCUAGUUGAACACCGUAAACUCUGCAACACCAGAGUACCUGUGGUUUAGAAAAAGAUUAAAAUGGGAUGUAACAUAAGGGGAUCAUAAUGUAAUAUUUGAUAAAACUUUCCCAACCAAUUCUUUUGUUUCAUAAUUUUACCUUGGAAAUAUAUCAAGGGAAUUGAUAAAUUAUUAAUUACUUGCCGAUGAGAAGUUAACAAUUGGUAAAGAAAUGAUGUGCUAAAGGGCUAUAACUUUCAUUUGCUUGCUUAUGCAUCUGUUAGAUUUUUUUACUGAAUGGAAAAGAUGUUAUCUUUAAAAUACACAGAAAGGGACCCAUGGUAAGAAAUGAAAAAUGGCAUUUGGUUAUUAUUAAAAUAAGCUGACUUUUCAUUCCUGUUUUGUUUUGAAACAUCAAUGUUAUGUCCAAAUAUUUAAUGAACCCAGAA
Pseudonaja textilis is the source of this 3691-nucleotide messenger RNA. It is a transcript of the gene MBOAT2, whose product is annotated as membrane bound glycerophospholipid O-acyltransferase 2. Gene Ontology annotation, cellular component: membrane. The record is from RefSeq and is a predicted model, not a curated record. Gene Ontology annotation, biological process: lipid modification. Lineage: Eukaryota; Metazoa; Chordata; Lepidosauria; Squamata; Elapidae. Gene Ontology annotation, molecular function: acyltransferase activity.